Molecule: messenger RNA, 4704 nt
Organism: Petromyzon marinus (sea lamprey)
Lineage: Eukaryota; Metazoa; Chordata; Hyperoartia; Petromyzontiformes; Petromyzontidae
Source: RefSeq, a predicted model, not a curated record
GGCGUGGUGCUGGAUACCGACCCCCUCGCGUGCCGUGCCGGCCUCCAUAGUGCCAGGACGGCAACGAUGAACGAGGGAGGAGACAUGAAGAUCUACUGCCCGAUCUGCAACUGGGUGAUGAUCAGCCUGCCCGCCCUGGAGGACCACAUGAAGCGGCACAGGGGCCGGACCGAGUCCGUGCUGUACCGGUGCCCCCACUGCCCGUACAGCACGGACAAAGCGGCCACUCUGAUCGGCCACCAGAGGAGCCACGCCGACGAGAAGCCCUACAAGUGCUGGGUGUGCGAUGAAGUUUUCGCGAAUUCGGGAGACUUCUGCUCCCAUCAGAGAGUGCACAUGAGGCCCUUCGCGUGCCCCAAGAGCGGGAAGGCCUCCUCCGGGUCAGGGAGCCUCCGGGCGCGCGGGCAGGCCCUCACUGGCUCGAGCGCGUCGACACCGCCGGCCCAUCCCCCCUUCCUCCGCCGCCGCGCGCGCGGGAGGGCCGGGCUCCGCGAGGGCGUGACUGCCGCUGGGCAGGUCGUGGCGAGCCUCGGGGGCGAGGGUCCCGCGGAGACCCCCUCGGCGACCCCCUCGGCGACCCCUUCGGCGACCCCCUCGUCAACCCCCUUGGCAUCGCUGACAUCAGAACACGGAGAGACCCUCAGCUUCGAGACGUGGCCGGGGGUGAAGGUGGAAUGCGACAGUGAAGAUCCUUCCACCACCCUGCCGAUCGUGAAGCGGGAGCGCGGAGGGAUCGCCAGCUCUGAGGCGUGGCCAGAGGUGAAGGUAGAAUGUGGGGGCAGGGAAUCUUCCUUUAAGUGCUGGGUGUGCGAUGAAGUUUUCGCGAAUUCUGGAGACUUGUGCUCCCAUCAGAGUGUGCACAUGAAGCCGGCGCAAAGCGGGAAGGCAUUGGCUCCACCGCCAGGAGACGUCUCACCGGACGAGAGUAACCACGCGGGCGAGAAGCCCUACCGCUGCAACGUCUGCGGGGAGGAGUUCACUCAGUCGCACCACCUCCUCAACCACCAGAGGAUGCACACGAGGAGGAAGCCGUACGCGUGCACCGUGUGCGGCAAGACGUUCGCUCACUCGGCCGUCCUCGUCGCCCAUAAGCGGGUCCACACGGGCCAAAAGCCGUACAGGUGCGCCACGUGCGGCAAGGCAUUCAAACAGUCGGGGACGCUCUUCAACCACGAGAAGACCCACGCGGAAGAGAAGCCCUACGGGUGCGCUGUGUGCGGGAAGCGAUUCGCACAGUCGAAGGGCCUCGUCAGACACGCGAGGACCCACACGGGCGAGAGGCCCUACAGGUGCGCCACGUGCGGCAAGUCCUUCGCCCAGUCGGACACCCUGCGCAUCCACAAGCGCACCCACACGGGCGAGAGGCCGUACGCGUGCGACGUGUGCGGCAGGUCGUUCACGCACGUGGGCACCCUCCACGUGCACAAGAGGACGCACGUGCGCGGGAGGCCCUUCGCGUGUCCCACGCGCGGGAAGGCCUCCUCAGGGUCGGGGAGCCUCCGGGGGUGCCGGCAGGCCCGCGCGGGUUCGAGCGCGUCGACGCCGCCGGCCCGUCCCCCCCUCCUCCGCCGCAGCGCCCGCGGGAGAGCCGGGCUCCAUGAGGGCGUGACUGCCGCUGGACAGGUCGUGGCGAGCCUCGGGGGCGAGGGUCCCGCAGCGACCCCCUCGGCGACCCCUUCGACGACCCCUUCAGCGACCCCUAGGGCGUCGCUAACAUCAGAACACAGAGAGAUCCUCAGCUUUAAGACGUGGCCGGGGGUGAAGGUGGAAUGCAACGGUGAAGAUCCUUCCACCACCCUGCCGAUCGUGAAGCGGGAGCGCGGAGGGAUCGCCAGCUCUGAGGCGUGGCCAGAGGUGAAGGUAGAAUGUGGGGGCAGGGAAUCUUCCUUUAAGUGCUGGGUGUGCGAUGAAGUUUUCGCGAAUUCUGGAGACUUGUGCUCCCAUCAGAGUGUGCACAUGAAGCCGGCGCAAAGCGGGAAGGCAUUCGCCCCACCACCAGGAGACGUCUCAUCGGACAAGAGGAACCACUCGGGCGAGAAGCCCUACUGCUGCAACAUCUGUGGAGAGGACUUCACUCAGUCGCACCACCUCCUCAACCACCAAAGGAUCCACACGAGCAAGAAGCCGUACGCGUGCACCGUGUGCGGCAAGACGUUCGCUCACUCGGCCGUCUUCGUCGCCCACAAGCGAGUCCACACGGGCCAAAAGCCGUACAGGUGCGCCACGUGCGGCAAGGCAUUCAAGCAGUCGGGGACGCUCUUCAACCACGAGAAGACCCACGCGGAAGAGAAGCCCUACGGGUGCGCGGUGUGCGGGAAGCGAUUCGCCCAGUCGAAGGGCCUCGUCAUACACACGAGGACCCACACGGGCGAGAAGCCCUACAAGUGCGCCACGUGCGGCAAGUCCUUCGCCCAGUCGGGCACCCUGGGCAUCCACAAGCGCACCCACACGGGCGAGAAGCCGUACGCGUGCGACGUGUGCGGCAGCUCGUUCACGCACUUGGGCACCCUCCACGUGCACAAGAGGACGCACGCGGGCGGGAAGGCCUCCUCCGGGUCGGGGAGCUUCCGGGCGCGCCGGCAGUCCCGCGCAGGCUCAAGCGCGUCGACGCCGCCGGCCCGUCCCCCCCUCCUCCGCCGCUGUGCCCGCAGGAGGGCCGGGCUUCACGAGGGCGUGACUGCCGCUGGGGAGGUCGUGGCGAGCCUCGGGGGCGAGGGUCCCGCGGCGACCCCCUCGGCCACCCCUUUGGCGACCCCCUCGGCAUCCCCCUCGGCAUCGCUAACAUCAGAACACGGAGAGACCCUCAGCUUCGAGACGUGGCCGGGGGUGAAGGUGAAAUACGACGGUGAAGAUCCUUCCGCCUCCCUACCGAUCGUGAAACGGGAGCGCGGAGGGAUCGCCAGCUUCGAGACGUGGCCGGGGGUGAAGGUGGAAUGUGGUGGGGAGGAUUCUUUCAUUCCCCUCUCGAUCGUGAAGCAUGAAGGGGAAGAAAACCUCGGCUGUGAGACGCUGCUGGGGUGCCGUUCUGGCCUUCGUAGGUGCUCGCUAACAGCACUUGCCCCAACAGUCUGUGCCAGGACGGCAACGAUGAACGAGGGAGGAGAGAUGAAGAUCUACUGCCCGAUCUGCAACUGGGUGGUGAUCAGCCUGCCCGCCCUGGAGGACCACAUGAAGCAGCACAGGCGCCGGACCGAGUCCGUGCUGUACCAGUGCCCCCACUGCCCGUACAGCACGGACAAAGCGGCCACGCUGAUCGGCCACCAGAGGAGCCACGCCGACGAGAAGCCCUACAAGUGCUGGGUGUGCGAUGAAGUUUUCGCGAAUUCGGGAGACUUCUGCUCCCAUCAGAGCGUGCACAUGAAGCGGGCGCGACGCGGGAAGGCGUUCGCCCCAUCACCAGCAGACGUCUCACCGGACGGGAGGAUCCGCGCAGACGAGAGGCCCUACCGCUGCAACGUCUGCGGAGAGGACUUCACUCAGUCGCACCACCUCCUCAACCACCAGAGGAUCCACACAAGCAAGAAGCCGUACGCGUGCACCGUGUGCGGCAAGACGUUCACUCACUCGGCCGUCCUCGUCGCCCACAAGCGGGUCCACACGGGCAAAAAGCCGUACAGGUGCGCCACGUGUGGCAAGGCAUUCAAGCAGUCGGGGACGCUCUUCAACCACGAGAAGACCCACGCGGAAGAGAAGCCCUACGGGUGCGCGGCGUGUGGGAAGCGAUUCGCCCAGUCGAGGGGCCUCGUCAUACACGCGAGGACCCACACGGGCGAGAGGCCCUACAGGUGCGCCACGUGCGGCAAGUCCUUCGCCCAGUCGGGCACCCUGGGCAUCCACAAGCGCACCCACACGGGCGAGAGGCCGUACGCGUGCGACGUGUGCGGCAGCUCGUUCACGCACUUGGGCACCCUCCACGUGCACAAGAGGACGCACGCGGGCGGGAGGCCCUUCGAGUGCCCCACGCGCGGGAAGGCCUCCUCCGGGUCGGGGAGUCUCCGGGCGCGCCAGCAGGCCAACACAGGUUCGAGCGCGUUGACGCCGCCGGCUCGUCCCCCCCUCCUCCGCCGCCGCGCCCGCGGGAGGGCUGGGCGUCACGAGGGCGUGACUGCCGCUGGGGAGGUCGUGGCGAGCCUCGGGGGCGAGGGUCCCGCGGUGACCCCCUCGGCGACCCCCUCAGCGACCCCCUCGGCGUCGCUGACAUCAGAACACGGAGAGACCCUCAGCUUCACGACGUGGCCGGGGGUGAAGGUGGAAUGCGACGGUGAAGAUCCUUCCGUCUCCCUACCGAUCGUGAAACGGGAGCGUGGAGGGAUCGCCGGCGUCGAGACGUGGCCAGGGGUGAAGGUAGAACUGGGGGGGGAGGAUUCUUCAGUUCCCCUCUCGAUCGUGAAGCAGGAACGGGAAGAAAGCCCCGGCUGUGAGACGCGGCUGGGGUGAAGGUGGCACACGGGAGGCCGAGUCUCUGCUUUGGGAACGGAUGGUGAGGUCUGCGUGGGAAGUUUUGUUUCAAAAAGGGUUGCCAUCCCAAGGUGGUGUUAACUAUUAGCUAGCCGUGAAAAGCAUUGUUCUGUCCCUUGAACCGCAUGACUAGAGACAGCUUUCUUUUGAGCCUAGUCUCAAACGGUGUCUCUGGUGUGGACCAAUCACUUUCAAAGACAAUGCAUAUGUUAUCAGAGUAUUUUUUUGUUUGCAUUCUGACCACAA